Peniophora sp. CBMAI 1063 is the source of this 981-nucleotide messenger RNA. The record is from the annotation of a GenBank genome assembly. Lineage: Eukaryota; Fungi; Basidiomycota; Agaricomycetes; Russulales; Peniophoraceae.
AUGAACCAUCCAUCCCGUGCACGCGCGCAGUUCGCCAAUGCAAAGAACGCGAGUUACUACGUACCCGGGGGGGCCCUCGACUCACAAGUGCCGGAUGAUGAAUGGCUUGACCAGCUGCUGUGUGAAGCAUCUAGUUCGGCCACAAACUCAAUCAAGGAAGCAAGCUCAGUCGGCGAGACGAAUUUGGUUGGCGAGGGAGAUCCCGAAGUGUCGACGAUUACGGCUUCGGCCAAACAAGGUACUCCCAGCAAAGGCAAGUGCGAGAAAUGUGCUGUACUCCAAUUACAGGUAACCUCCGAACGCCGUGCCAAAGACGCCGCACUGGCACGUCUAGCUGUUGUGGAGGCGCGGCUGUUGGUUCUCGAGGGACAGAAUGGGGUAAAUGGGAAUGGAAAGCGCAGCCGGACUGACUCAGGGGCAAACUCUACUCCCACGAGCGAGUGCGGCGAAGUUGAAUUCUUUGUUCCCGAGAUCCUGGACGACAGUACUGUUGCCACCGAGGGCCGUACAUCUCCGCCAACACUGCGUGCAGCUCUUGUUUCUUCCGAGGAGGAGGCAGUCGUGGCGGUCGAAAAACCACGCGGCCCAGUUUACUCAGAUCGUUUCCCCAAUCUCUAUUUGACGCCUUCUCCUCUGGCUCUGAAUUCACCGCUGCCUUCACAUUCACAAGAGCCUCUUGGGGCCGGUCUGGACGAAACGACUUCUAUGGUAGAUGCGGAGAGUCAACUUGCGGAGACCCAAUUGUCUUCCCAUGACGAUAGACGGGAAGGCACACACCUCAGACUACCGGAGUACCGUGGCUACAGUCCCCUUGAUGAGACACAUUGGUUUCUUGACACUGUUAGGCGAGCGCGGGAGCACUUCACCGCACCGAACGGGUCUUGUUCGUUGAGUGAUGAUAUAAUCGAGAGUGCCAUUCGGGCCAAGUUUCUUGCCGUGCACGGCUGGGAACCUUGCACCGACCACCCUGCAUGCAUGUAA